This is a messenger RNA of Fragaria vesca subsp. vesca, 1551 nucleotides long. Its product is annotated as putative F-box/FBD/LRR-repeat protein At4g03220-like. Bases 1 to 1551 code for a protein of 516 amino acids. The record is from RefSeq and is a predicted model, not a curated record. NCBI's taxonomy places the organism in Eukaryota, Viridiplantae, Streptophyta, Magnoliopsida, Rosales, Rosaceae. The transcript has 4 exons. Gene Ontology annotation, molecular function: protein binding.
AUGAGAUCCAGCCCCGUCCUCCGUAACUCAAAUUUCAGUCGUCCUUUAAACGUUGCCACCGGAAACAUAAUUUGUAACUGUUGCACAUCAGAUCGGCGGAGGGAGGAGGAAGAAGAAGACAAGCACCGUGACAGAAUCAGUGAUCUUCCGGAUGAUAUAUUGCAUCUCAUACUCUCAUUCUUGCCUUUGAAAUCGGUUGCGCAGACCAGUGUCUUGGCUCGAAGAUGGAGUCAUAUAUGGUCUUCCUAUCCCAUCAUUGACUUCUACGAAAUUUUCACUGGUGAUGAAGUCCAUCACCAGAUAAAAGCAAUGAUCAUCGAAACAGUAUUGGCCGGCUGCAGGGAAAAGUUUGAUAUAAAGGUUUCUCGAGUUGAGAGCGCUCCCAACUCGAGAAACCUAGGCAAACAAGAAUGUCUAGGGUUGCCUAGGGUUGAAAAACUUGAACUCGACCUCUCCGUUCGUGAAAAAAGAGAUGAUUUGGCUCAAUGUAAACUGAAAUGCCACUCCUUAAGGAGUCUCGAAUAUAAACACAGUGGAUGUGGGAGUUCAUGGCUAGGGUUUCCCUCUUCUUACAUUGUUGGGUCUUUUUUCCGUACACUUCACAGUUUAUCUCUAAAUCAUAUAUAUUUCCUGGAUAGUGCUUUGGGUUUGGAGUUAUUUUCUGGUUCUUCAUUUUCUUCCCUUGAAAAAUUGAAAAUAGAGAAGUGUGGAGGAAUUAGUGAUCUCAAAAUUAGCUGCCCGAACCUGAAAGAUUUAGAAGUUUGGUUUCCGCUGAUGGAUUUUGAUAGCCUGGACAUCUCCGGAAUGAAACUAGAGGACUUGACAGUAGUCAUGUGUAAUGAUGGAAAUUGGUUUAACAUUUUUGCCCCGAAUCUACAAUCCUUUUAUUGGGAUUCUGGUGCCCUCACUGGAAAGUGUUCGAUUCAGAGCUUUCCUACACUCAAAGACUUGUAUAUUGGUUGGUCGCAUGACGUUGGAAAAUCUACGACCAUUUAUAAUAACGGUAUUGCCCUUCUUUCCAGUUCAUCCCAAGUUGAAUAUCUAGACAUAUUCUACGACUUUCUCCAGACUCUAUCAGAAAUUUAUUUUGAAUUCGGUGGUCUGCCGUUCUCAUUUAUGAAACUUAAGAACUUAUUAAUCGAUAUCGAGUUGGGAAAGCAACAGUUCCCAGGUGUAGCAUGUCUGUUGAAGAGCUCUCCUGUAGUCCAUGAGCUCACGAUUUAUUUUGAUGUUGAUGAAGGAAAACAUGAGUACUGGAACAACUCUUUGUUGGAUGAUGCCAAUUGCAGUGAAGAGCAAUACUGGGAAACUCAGGCUCAAUACAUGAGCCCCUUUCUUAGUCACCUAGAGGCUGUCGACAUUGACGUUGGAGAGCGAGAGACGAUCCCUGAGUGUGCAGAGAUUCGGCAACAAGAGGUUUUGUCUUCCAUGGUAGCAAGAGGUUUUGUCCUUCAUGAUUUUCAUGGCAGGCUCAUCUCUGCUGCAACUAAACAUGUUGGAAGAGCUUCAGUGCCUAUUGCAGAGGCGUUUGCAUUAUGGGUAGCCUGGUGA